This is a messenger RNA of Lottia gigantea (owl limpet), 153 nucleotides long. RefSeq lists its product as hypothetical. Lineage: Eukaryota; Metazoa; Mollusca; Gastropoda; Lottiidae. The annotation marks the transcript as partial. Gene Ontology annotation, molecular function: serine-type endopeptidase inhibitor activity. The transcript has a single exon. The record is from RefSeq and is a predicted model, not a curated record.
UGCGCCAUGCUGCCAAAAACAGGCAGAUGUAGAGCAGCCAUUCUACGUUAUUACUUUAAUUCCACGACCGGACGGUGUGAAAGUUUUAUUUUCGGUGGAUGCCAAGGGAAUGGUAAUAAUUGGAGAACUCUGGCAGAAUGUCGACAAACAUGU